AGAAUGAAGUUCAUUUCUUAGAUCAAUAGGUGGCAGUUGAGCACCACCGGUAUGUUCACCGCCCGGACGGUAGGUGGCAGCACACUUCCUUUGUGGGAGAAAGUACCAAACGACCAAACUUCCUGCCAUUUUCAAGAUGGUUUCUCCCACAUGUAAACAUGCGACUUAAGUGUGUUAUCGGGUGCUCUGAAAAACGACAUUUCUCUCACAUUUAUUGUACAGUUGAGUAACUUGACGAAAAUCUUUAUAUUUUGCCUUUUUAAUUUUCAAAGAUUAGUGGGUUACUCCGUGUUAAGUUUGUAGCUAGCAGUAAUCUGCAGGCAGAGCCAUGUCUACGCAUACCAUCUUCGUUGGGUCUUUACCAGAUUCAGCUACAAACGAACGGCUUGAAGAAAUCUUCUCAGAAAUCGGUCCGGUCAAACAAUGCUUCGUGGUCCGAGAAAAAGGGACAGACAAAUGUCGGGGAUUUGGUUUUGUCAAGUAUUCAAUGGAAGAAGAUGCACAACGAGCCCUGCAAGAAAUCAAAGACUACGAUGGGAAGAAGCUCUCUCUUUCUAUGGCAAAGAAGAAGAUUAAUGACAAAAAGAAAGCAGUUAAAGAGACAGAUAAAGCACCAAAUCCUGGUCCAAAGAAAGCUCCGGGCAUUAAAAAACAACAGCUGAAAUCCCGACUCAUUAUCAGGAAUCUCAGCUUUAAGUGUUCGGAGGAUGAUCUAAAAGAGGUUUUUGAAAAAUAUGGAACAGUUUUGGAGGCCAAGAUUCCCUUGAAACCUGAUGGAAAAAUGCGAGGGUUUGCAUUUGUGCUGUUUAAAAAUGUGUGUGGAGCAGCAAAAGCACUAAAGGCGAUGAACCUAAAGGAGAUAAAAGGUCGACCUGUUGCAGUUGACUGGGCUGUUCCCAAGGACAAGUAUACUGCCUCAGCACAGUCAUCACAGUCAGGCAACAAGAAAACAAUAGAAGCAAAAGACACUGAUGACGAGGAUGAAGAAAAGAACAAAGUGGUGCAGCCGGUGGAAGAGCCCAAGUCAAAGGAUGAAGAUGAAAGUGAGGAGGAAGAUGAGGAUGAAGAUGGCAGUGAGGAUGAAGACGGCGGUGAGGAUGAUGAAAACAAUGAAGAUGACCAAGAAGAAGAGGAAGACGACGACAAGGAGGAGGAUGAUGAUGAUGAUGAUGAUAAUAGCCUUGAUUCAGACAGUGUACAAGAUGACAGUGAGGAUGAGGAGGAUGAAGAUGAUCAAUCAGCUAAAAGGAAAGCUAAGAAAAAACAACUUCCUUCUGAUGUGAAAGAAGGCCGAACAGUUUUUAUAAGGAACUUGUCUUUUGACACGGAAGAAGAAGGACUCGAGGAAGUUCUCCUUCAGUACGGAGAGCUUAAUUACAUAAAGAUCGUCCUCCAUCCAGACACGGAACAUUCAAAAGGUUGUGCGUUUGCUCAGUUUAAGACCAAAGAAGCUGCAGACAAAUGUAUUGCUGCAGCUCAGGAUGAAGCAGAGAAGGGGGGCAUCCGUGUGGACGGCAGAAAGCUGUCGGUUGUUGCAGCAGUGAGCAGAGAAGAUGCUGUCAAGCUAAAAGAUGAUAAGAAGAAAGUAGAAACGGGCAGCAGGAAUCUGUACCUUGCCAGAGAAGGAUUGAUUCGCUCUGGGACCAAGGCUGCAGAAGGGGUUUCUGAGGCAGACAUGGCCAAAAGAACAAGAUUUGAGGAAAUGAAAAGAGCCAAGCUUCGGGACAUCAGCGUGUUCGUCUCCAAAACUCGCCUGUGCAUCCACAACCUGCCUAAGUCAGUGGACAACAAGAAGCUCCGGGCACUCUGCCUUCAAGCUGUGAAAGGAGUCAAAGGAGUUCGGAUCGUAGAGUGUCGAGUCAUGUAUGACAGGAAGCCAGAGAAGGGUCAGGUGGUCGGACAGUCUCUGGGUUAUGGUUUCGUUCAGUUCCAGGAGCAUGAACACGCUCUUAGCACUCUGCGUUACCUGAAUAAUAACCCAGACAUCUUCAGCGCCCACAAGAGACCAAUUGUGGAGUUCUCUCUGGAAGAUUCAAGGAAGCUCAAAAUAAAAGAAAUAAGAAAGCAAAAGCACAAGGAUUUCCUGAAAAGUCAUGCUUUCAAGGGAGGGAAGCCUCAACAGAAAUAUCCUGGAGAAGUUAACAGAACUCAGAGAAGUGGAGAUGAAGAACAGUCAACGUCUAAAAAGAAAGGAAAAGAUAAAUGGAAUUUCGAAAAGCAGAACCAACGCGGAUUAUAUUCGGGCUUCAAGACCAAAGCCGAGGUCGAGCAUGUCGAUUUGCAGAAUGGAAAAAAGCGAAGGAAGGUUCUACCUUUGCCUUCUCACCGAGGACCUAAGAUCAGGAUGCGGGACAAAGGAAAGCAACAAGCCCCGCCCCCCAAGAAAGCGAAGCCAGGAUCCAAAAGAAACAAUCAAAGGAGAUUGCAGAUCGAAAAGCCGUCACAGCUUAGAAAUCAGAAGGUCCAAAAUCAAAAUAAUAAGCGGUUCAAGAGAAAAGAUGGCGACCGCUUUGAGAACCUGGUGGAGCAAUACAAGAAGAAACUGUUGGGCAGCGGGAACAAAGGAGCAAUCGUCAAAAGAAACAAGUGGUUUGAUAGUUAGAACGGAAAAUGAAUGCAGAGGAUUUUGUUUUUGAAAUAAUAAAAAUAGUAAAAACUUGUAAAAUUUGAGACACUUUUCAAAGACUUAUUAUGGUGUAAAAAACUCGAUUUGUUUUCCAGAAAACUGUUUUUUCUUUCAUUUUAAACAAGUAAAAUAUGUAAAGAAACAACGUUUUGUUUGUUGCUUUUUAAUAAAUAAAUAUUAAAGGAAUGAGUUGUAUUUUA
Oryzias melastigma (Indian medaka) is the source of this 2826-nucleotide messenger RNA. It is a transcript of the gene rbm28, whose product is annotated as RNA binding motif protein 28. The record is from RefSeq and is a predicted model, not a curated record. The coding region runs from base 329 to 2602 and encodes 757 amino acids. The transcript has 19 exons. Gene Ontology annotation, molecular function: RNA binding. Lineage: Eukaryota; Metazoa; Chordata; Actinopteri; Beloniformes; Adrianichthyidae.